UUCCUAAAUACACAGUUGUAUGCAUCUCUAUAGAUUUCAUGAGAAAAAUGAUCACAAAUACCUUGAAAGGGAACAGGAAAUAAUUGUGAUUUGUGAGAGAAAACAAAACAAAAUCGGACAAAUGUUUUAAGAAGCUUCCAUAUGAGCACCAGGACUGAGAAAUGAGCAUGCAGACAUACACAUGUGCUCUCUUUCUGGCACACUUCCUUACUGCUGGACUUCUCUCUCAUGGUCUACUGACAACUUCAGAACCAGAGGGCGGCUCAGGGAAUGACAACACUCCUGAUGAUAAUCCUGAUUUUCUAUUCAGUACAAGCUCUGACACUCUACCUACUCUACCUACUGAAAGAGAGGCAGAAACAGAUAUUACCCAGGGAACAGAUAUUACCCAGGGAUAUGUGGUAGUCAAUGACUUUAACACAACUUCACUAAAUGAUAGUAUCCCUUUAGAAGCAAAUACUUUGGAUAUAACCAGUAUUCUUCUGUAUACUAUUCCUGUAUUCAUAUUACUCCUCUUAGCUCCUCUGAUUGUUUUCUUUGUCAAACGCCAUAGACGGAAAACGCAAGAGAAAGAAACAAAGGCAAAUGAAGACAUUAGAAGCCCAAUUUUUGAAGAGGACACACCUUCUGUCAUGGAGAUUGAGAUGGAAGAACUUGAUAAAUGGAUGAGUAACUUGAAAAAUGCCUGUGGUGUCCCCACCCAUCCUGAAAGUUUUAGGCCUCAAGGCCAAGCUGUGUUAACACAACCAGUAGAAGAAAUUACACUCCCAGUGGGGUAUAGAAGAGAUAAGGUAAACGUUUGUCCACUUUGGAAGAAGAAAAUAAGUUUUAUGUGGAUAAGAGUGAUGGUGAAUCCUGACCGGCUUUGAAAAUGUUUCUUCUCUCAAAAGGAAAUUAUGUGAUAAAAUCAGAUUUCAAAGCAGCUGCAUUGUUUUUACGUAUAUUUUUCUUCUACAUGACCUGAACAUGAUGAAUACAUCACUGAAUUACA
Messenger RNA from Bombina bombina (fire-bellied toad), 991 nucleotides. It is a transcript of the gene TMEM154, whose product is annotated as transmembrane protein 154. The transcript has 7 exons. The record is from RefSeq and is a predicted model, not a curated record. The coding region runs from base 162 to 869 and encodes 235 amino acids. Lineage: Eukaryota; Metazoa; Chordata; Amphibia; Anura; Bombinatoridae.